Molecule: messenger RNA, 5434 nt
Organism: Drosophila teissieri
Lineage: Eukaryota; Metazoa; Arthropoda; Insecta; Diptera; Drosophilidae
Exons: 5
Coding region: 100-5316 (1738 amino acids)
Source: RefSeq, a predicted model, not a curated record
UCUCAUUUGUAUAACAAGUCAAAGCCUAACGAACGUGUCGUGCUACAAAAUUACUAGUUUUAUUCCCAACUCCUGCAAAAUCGUCAGUGUUUUGCAAAAAUGUUGAAAAAAUUCGUGGAAGUGAACGCCGAGUGCUGUCCCUCGAACAAUCCCUAUGAGAUUCGUACCUUUCUGGGCAACGAAACGUCGCCGGAAUGGAAGGCGGAGAACUGUCCGCCCCGCGAUCGCGUGUGUAAAAAAAAGCCUCCCAACUCCACGAUCUCCCAAGUGUUAACCAUCGAGGAUGAGCUGCGUCGCAUCCACCAGAAGGCGGAGGAGUCCCGCUUUAUAAGGCCUUAUAAAAAGAAAUGUGCCCUCUACGACGAGUACACCAUGUGCAUUAUACCACAACGAACUCCUGCGGAGCUAAAGACCCAUGCCGAGAUGCGAGAGCGUCUGCUGGCCGCACGCAAGGACUUUGGACUCGUCGAGCACGAUGCCAGGGUCGAUAGGACCUGUCCAAAAGAUCUCGUUGUCCUCAACAGUCCUAUGGACAUGGGCGAGGAGGAAGAACAGGCUGAGGAGGGCGAGGAAGAGGAGGAGGGCGAGGUCAAGCCACAACUAGCCACUCCCGAAUGCAGUUCUGAUAUGAUAAUUAUACCGGACAAACGCAUGUUGGAGCUAAAACGUCCUAAGAGCCGCAUAUACUUAAACGAGACUGAAGUUGGACCCUUGGAGGAGCUCCCCUUUCCAUCUUACAAUCCGCGAGUCCUGCAAGAAGGCUUAGAAGGGGAAAACCUCAAGACCUACGAUAUCAUUGAGGGCUGCAGUCCUCAGGACUUGUGGACCUGGAAUGUCGGGUACCAAAAGAGAGAGGAGCAGAUGGAUCAGGAAUUUAUCUCCGCCUCCCUGCCCAAAUAUGAAAACGACGGCGAACUUACGCUCUAUAACAUACCUCAACAGCUGGACAAGACGUUUACUGCUGAGAUUGUGUUUGGGAAUCGGAACAUCUAUCCUGAACCAAAGAAGGAGCCUAACCGUUUGCAGUACUAUUAUCGGCCUAGUGAAAUCGGUGCCAUUAUAGUCGCUUUCGUAGAGACCUUUCGUUUGAAUCCCGAUUUCUGGACGGGAUCUACUAUGGAUGGGAUCCUAAAGCGCGGAGUGAAGUUGACCAAAAAGAGCGCCGACCUAAACUACAAGUCGGAGGUGAAUGAUUUCGAUAUCAUCCAACAAGUGGCGGAAAGAGAUGCCGCCGUUGAGAUUAAAAUACACUUUUCAGGACUUUUAAAAAACGAACCAAAUAUGUACAAAGCACUUUCGCUAUUCUUCUCCAAAUACAAUGCCUGCAUCUUUACGUCCCGGGAUCUUUUCCUGUUGAUCUGGAAGCGCUGCUUAAACUCGUACUAUAUCUUCGAUCCCAAUGGACGGGAUGAAAACUGCGAACGGAAUUUCGAGGAGGGGAAGUGCUCACUGAUGGCCACUCGUUAUACGGAGCACUUGGUCCAUUUGAUCACCAAGUUCAGUGAUCUGCAGCCACAGGAUGAAUUUAAUAUCUUUGAGAUAUCACUGACUCAGUAUGGCAAACUUAAGGAGUUGCCUAUUGAUUCGGCGGAAAACGAGGAGUACCACAAACUUUGGGCGCCAGUCAAUGAGAACUUUGCGGUAAAAACUGCGGCCACAGGUGGUAUUCACCAACCAAUCUCCGGAAAUGAGAAGAAUGCAUCGCUGGUUGUGUCAUUAAUAGCUCUGAUUUACUCGGAAUUUGAGCUGGCCAAACUUUGGAAACCGGGUACCGUGGAUGACAUCAUAAGGUAUGGUGUGGCCUACUACAAAACCCUUCGGAAGAAGUUCCGCCUGGAUGGCAAACGCUGGAAGAACAAGAAGCCCCAUUUGAAUGUGGUGGAUUUGCCAGAAAUGUUCCUCAUGGGUGCAUUUAAGGCCACCGUUCGAAAGCAUCCCUUCAUGAUCAAUGGUCAUGUGGCGGAUUGCAGGAACUAUCUGGAAUCCCAGCUAACGAUGGCACUGCACCAGUUGUUCAACAUGCCCCAGUGGCCAUCUGCCCUGCUUCAGAUCGAUAAUUCAGUGAUGGCUGUAUGGCGAGACAGGGAGUUCUUCUAUGUCUUUGAUCCCUUCCGGCGGAAUCGAACUGGUCUGGUGGUGGAUCCCGAUGACUAUAGCAUUAAGGGAUUGGCUGUGCUGCAACUGCACGCUACCUUCGAUUCCUUUGUCCGUGUGAUCUAUAUGAAUGCCCUGAAGAUGCGAAGGGGUGGUAAGUUCUUUAUCCAUGGCAUUCGGACUGGCUGCAUCCGACCGCUGCAGGUGAUGACCCCGCAGACAAACAGGUUUCCGGGAUUACAGAUGGGCCUGCCCACAUUCACGGAUGAACCACCAAUGCCAGAGCUUAAACAGAAAAAGAGUAUUGAGAGUAUACCGGAGGAGGAUCGCUUCCCCACAGUCGAUGAUAAGGAAAUGGUGGAGGAGCUGAUCAAUAUGAUCAUCAAUAGUAUUAUUAAGGAACUGCCAGAACCACAACCCAAGAGACCACGUCUCUAUAAGCCUGCUCAAAAGGUCCUCCUGCGUACGGAUCAAGAGAAUCUCAAGGCUCUGCGUCUAAAGAUCAAGCGGGGCUAUGAGCUUGGGCAGGAGGAGGAGGAGGACCUGAAGAGAGUGCUCACGGUGGAGGAGGAGGUGGCUCUCAAGAGCAACUUCAAGGCGUUGCCGGACGGCUCCUGGAUUAUCGUGGGAACCACUCAGCUGCCCCAGUUGGACGAGGAGAUGGCUAAACUGGGAGGUCUCCUGGCUGGCUUGGUAGCCAUGGCUGUCUCAGCGAAGUACAAGCUGUCCACCUGGAAUUCUGAACUAAUUGAGUUUAGCUUGGAAUCUGCAAACAGCUUUGGAGAUGAUUAUCAGAACUACGAAUCCAUAUUGGACUGCCUAUUAGCAAAGAAAUUACCGGAUAUUUCCAUCGGCGAGAGCAACUUCAGUUUGGAGGUGAAGAAAGUGGUGAAGUCCUCGGUUAUGGUUCCCCUUCGCCAGGUACUUGUGGAUCUACUGGUGGACAAUAAUAGGCUGCUCCUCGUUUGUCCACGUUUUUCCUGUGUAAUCUUUAAGCGUUACAACUUUGUCUACAUGUUCAUUGGGUUUCCCUGCAACGCAAUUGGCUAUAGAAAGGGUGGAUCCGGUCCAGCUUGUCUCCUUCGAUUUGUGGAACUAGAUGCAUUGAUCAAGCGCAUUGAAUUCGGCUGCAAUCCCCAGGGUUGUUCGGUUAUGAACUUUAUUGUGGCUUGCAUCCAAAUGGUAGAUAAUAAUCUUCAUGGACGCUUUAGAUCUUGGAGAAAGGAGGAUGAUGAUAAGGAAGUAAAGCAGGAGACGGCUAGGCAGAAGAAACUGCGCGAGCAAAGACUAGAGAAGAUGCGCUACAUCGACGAGGAGCUCAAAAAGGAGAACGAGCGCAUUCAGAUGUUCCUCAAGGCCAAACAGGAGCACAUGGACCGCAAGGCUGGAAAAAAACCCGAGUACAGGGACAUUGGAAUCGACGAGGGCGAAGGCGAGGAGGGCGACGAGGAGGAAGACAUGAUCGGUGAUGGAGAGGGCGAAGAGGAAGGCGAAGGCGAGGAGGAGGUGGAACUGAAGCACCUACCAGGCAAGAAGUUACCCAAGGAACUUCGUCGGGCAUACAAGCCGCGUCCCAUAAUGUUUGGCUACAGAAUGCGCGAGAAGGACUGCAACUUUAAGAUCCAGGGCAGCCUGGCACUCGAGGGACGCGACGAGGGUUCAUUCAAGACCAUCAAGCCGUGCUACUUCGCCUCCGCUCUGGCCAUCAUCAGUUGCUCCUUGCGUCCCUUGAACCAAUGGAACUCCUACCGCAUCGAUAGGGUAAUCAAUAAUGCCAAGGCCAUUUCCAAGGGCGUCUGCGAAUUGGAAUCAGUAUUCGAACGGGUUGUCCGCCACGUUACCAUAGAUGAUUACGAGUUUGACAUCUGGAUCCGUUGCUUUGAGCCGGCUGGCAUGUGGACCCCUACCCCGGUGAAGAAACCGGAUACUCCGGAAGUAGGCCUCAUGAUCUUCAAGAAGAAGUUCGGCAAGUUGUUGAACCUGCGUAAAUAUAUGAUUAUCUUCACGCCCAAUGGAAGUUAUGCCAUCUACCACGACGAGUUCUUCCACGUCUUUGAUCCCUAUGGCAGUAUGGAGAAACCGGGACAGGAUGAGGAACAAGAGGACGAAGGCGAUGAGGAGGGCGGCAAAAAGAAGAAGAGAUGCCCCAAGGGACCUAAGAGGUGGCCCGAAAGAAAUACUGCCUCCUGGGUUCUCCUCUAUGAUGUUGAUUCGCUGCUUAAGUACAUCGACGAACGAAGUGCCGUGAAGAACUGGAAGGAGAAGAACCUGUACAAGUUCUUUGUGGUUGAUGUCCUGUCACACAAGAAGGCCGCUCCCAAUGCCAGAAUCCUUCAGCUGCUUACGGAUCUCUCGAUCCCAAUGACAUGUACAAAUAAGCAGUAUGGUAGACCGGAAUACGAGAUCUGUGCCACCAAUGAAUCGCUCGGAUGGCUGGAACUGGAGAAUUGCCUGCCCGUGUGGAGCAGAUUGAAUCGAAGGAAUACCGCGGGCAAGUACCGCAACCUGCCCAUCAGCAAGAUUAAGAAGUUCGACAUCGAGAUCGAGGGUCGCCUAUGGUCGCUAUGGGGCAAUCUCCAUCCAGAGGCUCCUGUCUUCGAGGACGACGUUAGGGGUCGUCAGUAUUUGGGUUGCUAUGUGAUGGCCUGCUGUGCGGCCAGCGUUUACCGGUUGAUGGACUGGAGUCCACAUCUUCUGGACACCAUUGUGGUCAGCGGAAGCACCUACUUCAAGGAGAGCAUUGAUCAGAUCAACAAGGAGGACUACGAAUUCUCACUGGAGAACCUCAACAUCGACUGCUCUAUGGACACCAUUAACUUUGUGGUGCACAUAGAACAUGUUUGCUAUGGGAAACUGUACCGGGUCCCCACAUUUAAUCGAAUGAAUCUAUCCGAGGCCCUUAUCUACUUCUUCAGUCACUAUCAGUUUGGAAUUGUGAGUGUGCGAAAGCGGUCACUGGCCAUUGGAUUUUGCCCCAGCCACGAUGGUGGAUAUUUUAUGUACGACUGCCAGGAGAAGGAUCACCCACUGUUCCCCAAGCAGCAAGGUGCUUCCUACAUGCUGCGUACCCGGCAUCUACAGGUGCUCCUCUACUGCGUAGUGGUCACCCUAAAUGUGCCAUUCUAUAACAUUGACUUCAGCAUUCACAAGGUAGAGAUGAUGCGCGAAGGAGCCACCGUGGAGAACGAAGAGGAGGAGGGUGGCGAAGAGGGAGGUGCUUGACGGGAUUUUGGUUGAGAAACGUUUGGUAUUCGUUGGGUCUGGAACUUUAAAUUAUUUUUACUAAUAGUUUGGAUACAAUUUGUGGAAAGCAUAAAUAAAACAUAAAAUCUCUUUUUAA